UAUAUAUAUAUACUUAUAUCUAAGCAGAAAAUGUGACGGAGAGUCUGCGAUAAUCAAAAUUCUCUCUAGUCCGAAUCUCAGAAAGGUUUAACUGACAGUGGAGAGGUGUGGUUGAAGAGAAAAAUGGAGAUUUUCUAUUAUACGGUGUUUGUAGGUUUGGCAGCUGUGGUUGCGGCGUUGGAGCUGAGUAAGAGUAACAAGGAUCGGAUAAAUACUUCUUCCGCUUUCAAUUCCUUCAAGAACAAUUACUUGCUCGUGUACUCGCUAAUGAUGGCUGGUGACUGGUUGCAGGGUCCAUAUGUCUACUAUCUAUACAGUACGUAUGGCUUUGGGAAAGGUGAUAUUGGGCAGCUCUUCAUAGCUGGAUUUGGUUCUUCCAUGUUGUUUGGAACCAUUGUUGGAUCUCUGGCAGAUAAGCAGGGACGGAAGAGAGCAUGUGUUACUUAUUGCAUUACUUACAUUCUGAGCUGUAUAACCAAACACUCUCCUCAGUACAAAGUUCUUAUGAUUGGGCGUGUUCUUGGCGGCAUUGCCACAUCCCUCUUGUUUUCUGCAUUUGAAUCAUGGCUUGUGGCGGAACACUUCAAGAGGGGUUUCGAUCAGCAAUGGCUCUCGUUAACUUUCUCCAAGGCAAUAUUCCUUGGCAAUGGUCUUGUAGCAAUUCUUUCCGGGUUGUUUGGAAAUCUGCUGGUCGACACUCUCAAUUUCGGCCCUGUAUCUCCUUUUGAUGCUGCUGCUGUAUUUCUAGCCAUUGGAAUGGCUAUAAUAUUAUCAUCAUGGACCGAGAACUACGGGGACCCUUCUGAAAACAAAGACUUGCUUACUCAGUUCAAGGGUGCCGCUGUAGCAAUUGCUUCAGAUGAGAAAAUUGCACUGCUCGGUGCAAUACAGUCUCUAUUCGAAGGCUCUAUGUAUACGUUUGUGUUCCUUUGGACGCCGGCUUUGAGUCCAAAUGAUGAAGAGAUUCCCCAUGGUUUUAUCUUUGCAACUUUUAUGUUGGCUUCGAUGUUGGGGAGCUCGAUUGCUGCUCGAUUGUUGGCGCGCAACUCGGUUAAAGUGGAGAGCUACAUGCAGAUUGUGUUUGUUAUUUCUUCUGCCUCCCUUCUGCUUCCCAUACUGACAAAUAUUUUGGUACCUCCUUCGACGACUAAAGGGGGUGGCAUUUCAUUCUCUGGAUGCCUCCAACUUCUCGGGUUUUGUACCUUUGAAGCUUGUGUAGGGAUCUUUUGGCCGUCCAUUAUGAAGAUGAGAUCUCAAUACAUCCCCGAGGAGGCUCGAAGUACCAUCAUGAACUUCUUUCGGAUCCCACUAAAUAUCUUUGUUUGCAUCGUGCUAUACAAUGUUAAUGCAUUCCCCAUCACUGUUAUGUUCGGUAUGUGCUCGAUCUUUCUCUUUGUGGCGUCCAUUCUGCAGAGACGGCUCUCUGCCAUCGGAGAUAAGUCAAAGGCGGAAGAAUGGACUUCGCUGAAGGAGAGGAAUGGCGAGGAGGACGAACAAGCUGACGUGGCUUAACUUGAACUCGAUUACACACAUACAUUUCAAAAUAUAUAUGAAGGUGUCUCUCAAUUCGUGUAUGUGAUUUGAUUAACUUCGAUUCAGAUUAUUAUUAUUAUUAUUAUUGUUAUAAAAAAAAGUUGCAGCUAAAAAUGUUGGCCGUACAGCACAGAUAAUGCAAGGGGAGAAUGGUUGGAGAGAUACCUUGGGGUAGAUAUUAUAUAUAUAUAUAUAUAUAUAUAUUAUGUUGCAGCAGCCUUAAAAUUCUCUUAUUUUGUAGGUUUUGUUGUUUACAUUGCUUAAUUAUUUUGUUUCUCAAUCCAUGGUUAUCUCUGGAUUUUUGUAUUAACUACUUGCGACUCACUAUGACAAUAUCUUUUUAUUUUUC
Molecule: messenger RNA, 1882 nt
Organism: Andrographis paniculata
Lineage: Eukaryota; Viridiplantae; Streptophyta; Magnoliopsida; Lamiales; Acanthaceae
Exons: 8
Coding region: 124-1512 (462 amino acids)
Biological process (GO): molybdate ion transport
Cellular component (GO): membrane
Molecular function (GO): molybdate ion transmembrane transporter activity
Source: RefSeq, a predicted model, not a curated record